Panonychus citri (citrus red mite) is the source of this 2952-nucleotide messenger RNA. Its product is annotated as piwi-like protein 1. The transcript is spliced from 3 exons. The coding region runs from base 183 to 2666 and encodes 827 amino acids. Gene Ontology annotation, molecular function: protein binding; piRNA binding. Gene Ontology annotation, biological process: regulatory ncRNA-mediated gene silencing. The record is from RefSeq and is a predicted model, not a curated record. Gene Ontology annotation, cellular component: P granule. NCBI's taxonomy places the organism in Eukaryota, Metazoa, Arthropoda, Arachnida, Trombidiformes, Tetranychidae.
UUCAAAUUAGUAAAAAAAAAUUUGUUUUCUGAUUUCGUUCAUUUUUUCCCCUGCUAAUUGUAUUUUGAUCUUACUAAUCAAGAGAUUGUUUAAUUUGUUUAAUCUCCUUUUCUUUUCAUUUUAAUUGUUCGAUAAAUUCUAAUAGAUUUUAUAUUGAAUACGAUUGAACCCGAAAGUCAACCAUGACUGGACGUGCUCGAGGUCCUGGUACCCGAGCUCGACCUCGAGUUCUUGCUCCCGGUCAACACUUCAUGACCGAAGAAGAAGCCAUGGCGGGUGAAAGCUCAAGUUCCAGUGAAAACGGAAGUGGUGGUGGUAAUGGUGAAGCACUUCGAGGUCGUGGUGGACUAAGAUCGCCACAACUGAUAACCAAACCUCCCAACAUAACGACCACAAUUGGCACGGGCGGAGGUGAUAUCCCUCUUUUAUCAAAUUAUUUUCGUAUAAAAGUUCCUGAUGAUGAACGUGUUUUCGACUAUCGUGUUGACUUCGAGCCAAACGUUGAAGCAAUUUUCGUCCGUCGACGUUUAAUCAAUACCCUUGCCGAACAUUUUGGCCAUGCUUACAUUUUCGAUGGGAUGUCUAACCUUAAAUCGUGUGUUGAUAUUGAAAGUCCAAUUACUUAUCCAGUUUUAAACACUACCGGUGAAAUGAUAAAUGUGACACUUCGUCAAACGGGUGACAUUGGUUAUGGUGCAUUUGAAAUGUUACGCUUGUACAAUACACAAAUGCGUCGUAAUCUGGCUCAUAUUGGUCUCCAUUUAAUCGGCCGUUACUUUUACGAUAAACAGUCUUGUCGUGAUCUAGAAGAACAUGGUGGUGUCUCUAUUUUCCGUGGUUUUCUAACCGCGGUAAACGUUCACGAUGGCGGUAUUCUAACAGUAACUGAUACCAUUUUUAAAUUUAUUCGUAAAGAGACACUCAGAGAAACGAUUAUGCGUUUCAGAGACGGUGGAUCACCCCGAUGGCAGAUAGAUGCACAGAAAGAGCUUGCCGGAACCAUCGUAAUUACUCAUUUCAAUAAUAAAACUUACAGAAUAUCAGAUAUCGACUACUCAAGGAAUCCACUUUGGACAUUCACCAAAAAAGAUGGCAGUGAAGUCAGUAUCAAAGAUUAUUAUUAUCAGCAAUAUGAACUUGAGGUUCGUGAUAUGAGACAACCUUUAGUGGUCGCAGUAUCCAUGGAAAGAGAUCGUAUGACUGGUGAAUACCCACCACCGGUACUUUUAUGCCCCGAGUUGUGUUGCUUGACCGGACUGACCGAUAGAAUGAGAGCUGAUCACUUAUUUAUGAGGCAAGUUGCUUCAUCAGCGAAAGUCAACCCAGCGGGUAGAAUUGCUCAAUUGAAACAAUUCUGUACUUCAGUUAACACUAAUCCGCGUGUUAUUGAUGAGAUGGGUCGAUGGCGAAUGAGCAUGGACCAAGAAUUGGUCAAGGUAAAAGGUCGAGUUUUAAGUGAUGAAGUUCUAAUUAUGGGUAAUAAUACAACAUCAACAAUUAAAAAUGGUGAAUUUUCCCGAGAAAUGAGAGGACGAACUUUAUACAAACCGAUUAACUUUGAACGUUGGGCAAUGAUUUUUACCGCUCGAGAUGAAGCUCUUGCCACUGAAUUUAAAAACUCAAUGGUUCGUGUUGGUGGUCCAAUGGGUAUCAACUUUGGUAAUCCUCGACCAUUUAAGAUUGAAAAUGAUCGAGCUCAAAGUUAUCUUACCGUCCUUAAAGCAAUACCCACUGAGGCUCAGUUAAUUGUUUGCUUGGUUCCAAACAAUAAUAAGGAUCGAUACGAUGCAAUUAAAAGAUUCCUAUGUAUUGACCAUCCAAUACCCUCUCAAGUUGUCACUUGUCGUACUUUGAACAGAAAAGGUGGUAUGCUUUCAAUUUGUACCAAAAUCGCAAUUCAAGUUGCCUGUAAAGCGGGAGCCGAACCUUGGUACCUCGAUAUACCACCUAAAAAGAUUAUGGUCAUUGGAUUUGACACUUAUCAUGAUUCCUCGGUUAAAGGUCGAUCAGCUGGUGGUUUUGUUUGCACAAUGAACUCAACUCUUACUAAAUAUUAUUCGAGGGUAGUUUUCCAUGAAAAUCGUGAAGAAAUGUCCGCCAAUUUGGGUAUGCACACUGCUAAAGCUCUCUCGGUUUAUGCUGAGGCUAAUGGUGGUCCACCGGAUCGGAUAAUAGUCUAUCGAGAUGGUGUCUCAGAGGGUAUGAUUCCUCAUAUUUAUGCGACGGAAGUGGCCAUGGUAAGAAAAGGUAUCCUUCGGGGUAACGAAGGUAAAAAAAUACCGUUGACCUUUAUUAUUGUCAACAAACGGAUAAAUGCUCGAUUCUUUGCCGUCAAGGGUGACAGUUUUGUUAAUCCUCCGCCAGGAACUAUAGUCGAUAGUACUAUUACUCGUGAAGAACGUUACGAUUUUUUCCUGGUUAGUCAAUCGGUAACCGAAGGUACAGUUGCUCCCACAAUGUUUGACAUUUUGUGCGAUGAAUCAGGCUGGACUCCAACAAACCAUCAAAAAUUGGCCUACAAAUUAACUCAUCUUUACUAUAAUUGGGCUGGAACCGUUAAAGUGCCCGCUCCAUGUCAAUACGCUCACAAACUGGCCUUCCUUUCCGGUCAAUCUCUUCACAAGGAACCCAAUCCCAAACUUACAAAGUGGCUCUUUUUCCUAUGAAUCAACAAAACAAUCAACAAAACAAUCAACAAAUUAAUCAACAACAAUCAACGAGCAUCAACAAACGUGUUUUUAAUCAACACUUUUUUUCACAAUUUACUUUUCAUUUUUCUUUAUGUUUCUUUUUCAGUUUUAUAUUUUUGGUAAUUCAUUUUCCUCUUCCUCUUUUUCAUUUUGAUUGAACAAUUUAACUGAUCAAUCGACAAUCAAUUACACUACUCUUUAUGAUUACAAUGAUUUUACAAUGAUCAAUAUUGAUCAUGAUCAGAAUAUCUAAAUCAUUUCA